This is a messenger RNA of Cannabis sativa, 1855 nucleotides long. RefSeq lists its product as uncharacterized. Lineage: Eukaryota; Viridiplantae; Streptophyta; Magnoliopsida; Rosales; Cannabaceae. Bases 42 to 608 code for a protein of 188 amino acids. The transcript is spliced from 2 exons. The record is from RefSeq and is a predicted model, not a curated record.
UCAGAUUAUCGGGUUUACAAAAACUAACAUCUGUAUUUCGAAUGUUGGCAUAUGAUGUACCAGCAGAUGCUACUGAUGAAUACAUUAAAAUAGGCGAAUCUACAGUUUUAGAAAGUUUGAAACGAUUUUGUCGUGCUGUUGUGGAGGUGUUUGGAAGUCGCUAUCUUCGAUCACCUGAAGCUGAUGACGUUGCAAGGCUACUCCACAUUGGUGAACGACGAGGUUUUCCAAGAAUGUUGGGUAGUUUAGAUUGUAUGCACUGGAAGUGGAAAAAUUGCCCAACAACUUGGGGAGGACAAUAUGCGGGUCGUAGUGGAUCACCAACUAUUAUUCUUGAGGUUGUAGCUGACUAUGAUCUUUGGAUAUGGCAUGCAUAUUUUGGUCUACCGGGAUCUAAUUAUAUUAAUGUGUUGGAGACAUCCCAUCUUUUUGCUAAUCUUGCUGAAGGUAUAGCUCCACCAGCUAAUUAUGUCAUUAAAGGAAAAUCGUACAAUAUGGGCUACUAUCUAGCUGAUGGUAUAUCUCCAAAAUGGUCUACUCUGGUUCAAAGUAUUCAUGAGCCACGGGGUCCAAAAAAAAUUAUUUGCAAUGAAACAAGCAGGAUGUAGAAAAGAUGUCGAACGUGCUUUUGGAGUAUUGCAAUCAAGAUUUGCAAUUGUGGCAGGACCAGCACGCUUAUGGAAUAAAAAAAUAUUACAUGACGUAAUGACUUAGUGUAUUAUCAUGCAUAAUAUGAUAGUAGAGGAUGAACGUGAUGUUAAUGCAACUAUUGAAGAACGAGUUGAAAUGCCUAGUCCAAAAGUUGAGAUGGUGGGUGAUGACAAUGUUCGAUUCCAAGAAUUUCUCGCUCGACAUAGAAAAAUUAAAGAUAAAGAAGCCACAUUAAACUUCAAAAUGCAUUAAUUAAGCACCUAUGGGACGAGUAUACUAAUUCUUAAAAUUAGUAUAAUUUAGUUAAUAUAUUUAAUGUGUGUUAUUUUAUGGAGUUAAUUAAAUGUAAUUUAUUUUGUAAGAGUAAAAAUUAAAUGGAAUAUUUAUUGCAAAUGAAGUAAUAUUAAUAUUUUUACUAAUAUAAAUAUUUGGCUAUAAUAAAUUAUUAUUAUCUAUAUAUAAUAUAAAGGAAAGCACAAAAUAAGUUUAUGUGACAUCUUAGAUUUUUUUUAUUCUAUUUUUAAAAUUUUGUGAAUUUUUUCUAUUUUAUUUAGAAAACAACUACAAAAACACAUGAAACUAAAUGUCCCACAUUGUUUAUAAAUGAUGUAGGCAUCAUCCAUGUAGGUUAUAAAUAUUAUUCUUUUUAUGUCAUAUUAAUUCAUCCAAAAGUAUUUUUGUUUAUGGGUGGUUGAUUAAUUUCUUACCCUAUGAGUUUUUAUUAUCUUAUUUUUAAUGUCUUAUAGUUUUUUAUCUUUCAUUUAAUAUACAUUUCAUAAUUUAUAUUUUUAAAAGUAAUUAUCUAAUAAAUAUUUGUUUUAUAAGUUUUUUAUAUUUGAUGUAAUAUAUAAUAAUAAUAUACAAUUUAUUAUGAGUUAAUUUUAUUUCAAGAUUAUAUAUAUAAUUCUAUAUUUUUAAUAGCCAAAAACAUAUUCAAACUAAAUUAUUAAAAUGAAACUAAACGUUAUUUUUUUUUCUCAAUAUAUAAAGAAAAAUAUAAAUCAAAUGAGAUGUCAUCUUAUGAACAUUUUUUUACUAUUUAUCUAUUAAUAUUUUAUUUAUUUUAUAAUAUGUCUUCUAAGUAAUGUAUAUAUACAUAUAUUUUGUAAGAGUCUCACAUUGUUUACAAACUAUGUGAGUAUUAUACUUAUUAACUACAAGUAAACACAAUAUAUAUUAUAUUUCAUUAAAAAAAUACUACAAG